Mercurialis annua (annual mercury) is the source of this 2557-nucleotide messenger RNA. Its product is annotated as intracellular protein transport protein USO1. The record is from RefSeq and is a predicted model, not a curated record. The coding region runs from base 281 to 2302 and encodes 673 amino acids. NCBI's taxonomy places the organism in Eukaryota, Viridiplantae, Streptophyta, Magnoliopsida, Malpighiales, Euphorbiaceae. The transcript is spliced from 18 exons.
UGGAGCCAAACAAGCGCGAUGCAUAAGAACCGGAAAAAAAUUAGAAAAGAAAAAAAAACAUUGACUCCUUCCUCAUCUUCUUCCUCUCCAUUUCUCCUCCAUCCUUACUCCAAUCAUCCCAAACUAACUUCUCAAAUCAUAUUUUUCCUAACACAAAUUCGUAACAGCUUAAUCAGCAUCAUCAACAAAUAACCAUUAAAGGAUAAAAAAAAAUCUUGAUUAACGUCAUAAUUUUUAUAUUUUGGCAUACAUACAUUAGUUAGAUCAUAAAACAACAACAAUGUCGUGGCUAAGAAGUGCUGUGAACAGAGCUGUAGAAGCCGGAGAGAAGACGACGAACAUUACGCGAACUGUCCGUAGUUAUGCUGACUCUGUCGUCGUUCAUGCUGGCAAUGCUGUCGCUGAAGGCGCCAAGAUUAUUCAGCAUCGCAUUGGGGCAGGGAAUUCGAAAAGCUUUAGGCUGACAGUGAAAAGAUUAGAGGAAGUAUCAGUGUCAUGUAGAGGAAUUGAAAGGGUUCAGUUAUUGAGAAGAUGGCUGGUUGCACUUAAAGAAAUUCAGAGACUAUCUUCGUUUUCUGCUGCUAAUUCUGUUAUAAUUGAAAAAAUUGAGAAGAAUAAUUGUGAUGAUCGGCUAAUUAUUAUCUCUGAUGAAGCCAAGGAUUCUCCUAGAAAACCCACUAUGGAUUAUUACGUGGACCCUGAUCUUGGUACAAUGAAUUUCCAUGAUCUUUUUCUUUACAGUCAAGCUCUUGAAGGCAUUACAUUGUCAAUGAUUCUUGAAGCACCAAAUGAGGAAGAAGUUUCGUUGCUUUUGGAGAUAUUUGGGCUGUGUCUUGCAGGAGGAAAAGAAAUUCACAAAGCAGUUAUGAGCAGCAUACAGGAUUUGGCAUCGACAUUCUCUAGCUAUGAAGAUGAAGUACUGAUAAAGCGAGAAGAGUUGCUCCAAUAUGCUCAAGGCGCAAUUGCUGGAUUGAAAAUAAAUGCUGAUAUUUCAAGAAUAGAUGCUGAAGCCUGCAGUCUAGUAGAAAAACUUGAUAAAAUGAAGGCAUUCCAUCAAUCACCAAAUGACGACAGACAACAAUCAUCUGAAGUAACUACUUCCGCAAUGACAAAGGCUUUUGAAGACACUGUUGGACAAAUUGAACUGUGUUCCACAUUGGAGGCACUUUUAUUAAAGAAGAAAUCCUUGAGCAAUGGAGAUACUCCUAAGAUACAUGCUGAGAAGGUUGAUAAAUUGAAAGUUUUAUCAGAAUCUCUUCUUAAUUCAACAUCAAAAGCUGAACGACGUAUUUUAGACCACAGGUCUCAGAAAGAAGAAGCACUCCAUUUUCGGGUGACUAAAUCCAGUGAAGUUAGCCAGCUUGAGAAGGACUUGGCAGUUGAGAUUAGAGAACUUGAGAAGCAAAAGGAAGAUCUGGCAGCUGAAUUAAAGAAGGUCAGUAACUCAUUAAACGUAACUCGGGCUAGGCUUCACAACGCGCGGGAAGAAAGAGAACAGUUUGAUGAUGCCAGUAAUCAGAUUCUUGUGCACCUGAAAAACAAGGAAGAUGAGCUCUCAAAAUCGAUAUCUUCAUGUAGAGUAGAAGCAGAUGUCGUAAAUACAUGGAUAAAUUUUCUAGAAGACACUUGGGCCUUACGCACCAAAUUUAACCAAGAAAAGGAAAAGCAGGUCAAUGUUGAGUUGGAGAGGUAUCAAGAUCAUUUCAUGAAUUUGGUUAUUCAUCUUCUUACGUCUUACAAGGAAGAGUUGGAGCCUUCCAUCACCCGUAUCAGAGGACUUGUUGCCGAUUUAAAAGCGUUUCAAGGGUCGGAAAAACCACCUUCGGCAAAGGCUGAAGAUCCUAAAGAAAGAAGCCAAAGAAAAAAUCUAGAAAAAGAAUACCUGAAUUUGGAAGUCAAAUUCUUAACCUUUCUAAGCAUGAUCAAUGGCGUAAAAGAGCAGUAUCACAACGGAAAGAAGGGCACUUCCAGGAAAGACAAUGAAACGGUGGAAAAUUUAUUUGAUGCGCUUGAGAAAUUAAGAAUUGAGUUCGAGUCGAUGGAAAGACCAGUUCUGGAAGUUGACACUCCAAUACAAAGAUCACAUUCACUAUCCAGCUCCCCUGACAGUCCAUCUGAUAGUUCGAAGCCGGAAUCAGAUAUUCCACAAAUCAAAACUGAAACAUCCGAAGGUAACGGAGAAAAGGCACAAUCUCAGGUGCAACUUGAGCAAUUCGAACCUGAUGACACGGACUACUUGCCAGAAGAGAUUGGUGAAUGGGUGUUUGAUGAGCUUGAAAAGGAACUGAAAGCAUCUAGCUGACCACUAGCCAUGUUUUUGGAUGACUUAAUCUUGAUACGAUGAGGUAUUUCGACAUGUUCAUAUAUAGUAAUAGUAGGUUUUUUUCUUGAUAGGUUGCAAGUUCUAUAUGUAAUUAUAAGCUGAAUGCCAAAAUAGCUCUCUGCAAGUUUACUAAGGCAUUGGAGCUGAAAGAACUAUAGAUCAAAAGUUUGUAGAUCUAUGGUUAUGUAUAUUCUCUACUUGGACAAUGCAUAUAUAUCCACACAUAUAUAGGUA